GGGCCGGCGCCGGGAGAGCCGCUCAAUCCGGGGGCGAGAAAGCGCAGCCGGCGGGAGUAGGAGGGGUCUGUGCCGCCGGAGGCGGGGCGGGCUCGGGGACCCGCGGGCCACCUGGGCUCUGCCGGAGUUGGAGGUGGCCGGAGGCUCUCGGUUGCUCAGCUCCCGUGGCUCUGGCGGAGUCUGCGCGAUGGGGGACCCGGAAAGGCCGGAAGCGGCCAGGCCCGAGCCAGAUGAGAGGUUAUCUUCAGAUACCAAUGAAAAUGAAGUGAAAUCAGAUGAAGAGCCACUCCUACGAAAGAGUUCUCGCCGAUUUGUCAUCUUUCCAAUUCAAUACCCUGAUAUUUGGAAAAUGUAUAAACAGGCACAGGCAUCUUUCUGGACUGCAGAAGAGGUUGACUUAUCAAAGGAUCUCCCUCACUGGAACAAGCUUAAAUCAGAUGAGAAGUAUUUUAUCUCUCACAUAUUAGCCUUUUUUGCAGCCAGUGAUGGAAUCGUGAAUGAAAAUUUGGUGGAGCGCUUUAGUCAGGAGGUACAGGUUCCAGAGGCUCGCUGUUUCUAUGGCUUUCAAAUUCUCAUCGAGAAUGUCCACUCAGAGAUGUACAGUUUGCUAAUAGACACUUACAUCAGAGAUCCCAAGAAAAGGGAAUUUUUAUUUAAUGCAAUUGAAACAAUGCCAUAUGUUAAGAAAAAAGCAGAUUGGGCCUUACGAUGGAUAGAAGAUAGAAAAUCUACUUUUGGGGAAAGAGUCGUGGCUUUUGCUGCUGUAGAAGGGAUUUUCUUCUCUGGAUCUUUUGCUGCUAUAUUCUGGCUAAAGAAAAGAGGUCUCAUGCCUGGACUCACUUUUUCCAAUGAACUCAUCAGCAGAGAUGAAGGGCUUCACUGUGACUUUGCUUGCCUGAUGUUUCAAUACUUAGUAAAUAAACCUUCAGAAGAAAGGGUCAGGGAGAUCAUUGUUAAUGCUGUUGAAAUUGAGCAGGAGUUUUUAACGGAAGCCUUGCCAGUUGGCCUCAUUGGAAUGAAUUGUGUUUUGAUGAAACAGUAUAUUGAGUUUGUAGCUGACAGAUUACUUGUGGAACUUGGAUUCUCAAAGGUUUUCCAGGCAGAAAAUCCCUUUGAUUUUAUGGAAAACAUUUCUUUAGAAGGGAAAACUAAUUUCUUUGAGAAACGAGUUGCAGAGUAUCAACGUUUUGCGGUUAUGGCAGAAACUACAGAUAAUGUCUUCACCUUGGAUGCAGAUUUUUAAAACCCUUUGUGUAUAUAAACCUAUCACUGGUAAAUAACUGUGUUUUUCUUUGCUUAAAAAACAAAAAAACAUGUAAAGCACCUCCUUAGGGAAUAAAAGUUUACUCAAGAGGAAAUCUAAAACCAAAUUUCAAUCAUGUUGGAUUUAUAUAAAUACACUCUAAUUUUUUUGUUUCAUCACUAAAAUAUAAGAUGAUAUUAUGUAGCAGUUAAGAGCAUGAUAUGAGGGGUCAGUUAUAAGUUGGACAUUCUGCCCUUACUACUUGUGUGAUUCUUGGCAAGUCAGUCAAAUUUCUAAAUCUCAGUGUAAGUAUCUUUAAAAUGAGUAUAAUAGUAGGUCCUAAAUUUAUCACAUGGAUAUGAAGAUUAAGCCACAAAAUUACCAAUAUUACCACCACCACCACCCCUACUACUACUACUUAUUAAUAGUGUUAAUUAUGGUGAUGUGAUAAAAUGCCCCGCUGUCCUCAAAGUAAUUGCAAUUCUAGGUCCUUAGAUCUAGAAUUAGAUCUUUGUAUUUUUAAUGUUUGAGGGAGAAUAUAAAGAUUUCAUUUAAAAGAUUAUAAUUCUCAUUAACUUGAGAAUAAUUUCUUUAAAUUCCUCAGCAUGUAGUAAAGGAAAUUUAGUUCUUAGUUGCUUUGGGGAGGAUACUUAUGAAGUGGAAUUCAGGAGGCCAUCCUGGUAGUUGACCUUGUAAGCAAAAUGAUUCUCCUCCUUUAGAAAUCAAAAUCAUCACUAUUGCCAGAUGUAGCCCUGAAAUAUUUAAAGCCCAGGUGAAUUAGCUAGGAUAGCAUUUCCCAAAGAGUAUUUGAAGAGUUGUUAGCCCCUCUAGAUAUUUUGUGAGAGGGAAAAAAAGGGGGGGGAUUUUGUGGUCAGAAGAAUCUGGGAAAUGUUUAUCUUCCCUUUCUCUUUAGAAUGUAUAGUCAGUACAUCAAAGAGAAAUUAUGCAAUACAUAAGCUUAUUUCCCCCUGCAUAUCCCAGACUUAAUACAAAUCUGUUUUUCACCAGUUAACAUCUCACCUAACUGGUAUUGCUCAGAACAUAGUUUGGAAAAAGCUGGCCUAGAACCAUUUGUACUGAGAGGAAGGAGUUGCAGACUAAGUUAAGGAGACCCGGUGGGGAUUACAGAACCAUUCAUAUUUGUGCCAAGCUGAGUAAUGUACCCAAGACUGACCUUUGUGGUGCUGCUUUAAUAUUCUUAAAACUCUUUUAUGCUGCUACAAGGUUUAACAGUCCUAAUAAUGGACUAUGCCUCAUGUACAAUAGCAGAUGGUGAGGGAGACAAAGGUCUCUGCAGAGGAGACUGAGGAAAGGCUGGGAGCCCAUCUUUAUCAUUAGGAAGAGUCCAGAGGUAGCACAAACUACCAAAGUGUGGUUUCCCCACUUAACAGCAAACUAUCUUAUAAAAUUCUGCAACCUAGAAUUUAGAGAUUUUCACUUUGCAUAAAUUUUUGCUCCAUUCAUUCAGCAAUGAUCUAAUUAACAAAAACUGGGAGUUCUCAAGUGGGUGCAAAAGGAGCAGGUCAUAACUUUGUUAGGGAGGAUGCCAGAAACCUGAUAUAUCUCAGCCCAUCACAAUGCCGAUUAUUUGUUCAGCUCGUUCAGUGCUGCACAUUUGGCCAGCUGUUUUUACAUCCACUCAGAAGAUCCCACAACAGCUUUAGGAACUUGACAGAGCAGCUAGUAUUGACAUUUUACUGAUGGGAGAGAGUGAGACUGAGAGAAGUUAAAUGACUUGGCCAAGAUCUGCUCAUAUCAUUGCAGUAGACAGGAGUACAUAUCUAUGACAGUAGAAUUCUUUUUUCUUAGAGAUUAUCAUCUUUCUUGUAUUUAGUCCUUUAUAUCCAUCUUGAUGUGAUUUUGCCUAUUUCCUCACUCAAGUAUUAGGUACUUUAAGGUGUUAUAUAAAGUAUUUUAACUAUAUUCAGGUAGUAUGUUCUAAAGAUGUGUCUACUUCUAUACAAAAACUGAACAUUUAAUAUUGAUAAUAUCUGUAAUUUAAUUAUCAAUUUAAAUUGAUAAUAUCUGUAAUGAUACCAGAACGAAAGAAAGAAAAAAGUUUUCAGUGCAUAUUUCCUUUGAAUCCAGAUCUUUUUCAUAGGUAAUGACAGGUGCCUUAAUAUACAGCUUAUUUAUAGUAGCAAUAAAUGUAACUGUAUUGAGAUGAAGAAGUUUUAAUACUGAUACUGGAUUUUUAAUACACUGGGUUAUUAUAUUCGGUGUUCUAUAUCCUUUUCUAGGACUCCAGGUUGCGUAUUUAUUUAUUAUGUUCAGUAUUUUGCUUCUUAGUUCUUAAGGAAUGAAGCGGUUGUGGAAUCUCUUUUUAAUAUUAUAGAUAAAAAAAUUCAGAGUAUGUUUGUAACUUCUUUUUUAACAGCACAUGUAUUUAAAUCAUUGCUAUAGUAGUUAAAGUUAAGUUCAUUAUUUAGGAAUACUAUAAAAACUUGUAGUUCAUGACAGAUUGCACUUAUUAAAAAUAUUUCAUUGUAAUAUGUAGAAUCAUGACUUGGAAAGACUUGGGAAGAUAGUUUGAUCCAGUGCUUUCAGACAAGGCUGUUUUGUUCAAUUAUGUAUGAUAAUAAACAAUUUUUUUUUACAUAUAAGCUUA
Molecule: messenger RNA, 3851 nt
Organism: Canis lupus familiaris (dog)
Lineage: Eukaryota; Metazoa; Chordata; Mammalia; Carnivora; Canidae
Gene: RRM2B
Product: ribonucleotide reductase regulatory TP53 inducible subunit M2B
Exons: 9
Coding region: 188-1243 (351 amino acids)
Biological process (GO): deoxyribonucleotide biosynthetic process
Cellular component (GO): cytosol
Molecular function (GO): ribonucleoside-diphosphate reductase activity, thioredoxin disulfide as acceptor
Source: RefSeq, a predicted model, not a curated record